AUCAUUCAUUUCGAGCUCUGUUUUUAUUUUGAUUCCCAAAAAUCUCCACGUAAGAUGGAUUUAAAUUAUAACAACGAUCGAGUCCUGCAGAUUUUAAAGCUUCCCGAGGGUCAAUUUGACGACACGUCAGAGAACCAUGAAUACCUUCAGAAACUUUGCUCGAUGUCUUUGUCGCAAUUGAAGAAGGAAAGAGCCUCUUUGGAAGACGGAACUCAGCAAAUUGUGAGCCAAACAGAGGACAUUGCAAUCUCCAAUUACAAAACUUUCAUCAAAGCUUCCGAGUGUUCGCGAGAUAUCCACAAAGGAUUCCAACAAACGACAGAAAAACUGGACAAAUUAUUGGCAAAACUCCCAGAAUUUCAAGAAAAAUGCGAUAAAUUUGUGAAUGUCUCGAAGGAAAUUACGGAAGCGAGACGCAUUAAUGGCCUGACACUCAAAAAUAACGCGCAGUUAUUGGAGAUUUUGGAGUUGCCGCAACUCAUGAACAGCUGCAUUCGCGACGAAAAGUACGAGGAAGCGCUGGAUUUGUCGGCGUACGUUCAACGAAUGGGAAUGAAAUGCUCCAACAUUCCAAUUAUUAAUGAAAUUGUGUCAGCGGUUGAGGAAUCUUGGUAUACGAUGCUCACUCAGAUGCUGGGACAACUAAAAACGGAUAUUCAGUUACCGAAAUGCCUACAGAUCAUCGGUUACAUCAAACGAAUGCAAGCCUUCACGGAAGCUGAGCUAAAAUUAAAGUUCCUUCAACUGCGAGAUGCUUAUUUGAAGGAAGUUUUAUACGCAAUUCCCACAAAUGACCCCCAACAGCAUCUUUUACGGACUGUGGAAGUGACCAGAGUUUGUCUUUUUAACAUUAUCACGCAAUAUCGAGCGAUUUUCUUGGAAGAUGAGCCUUUGACGAAGUCAGAUGCAGCAACAGUAAAUGUCGAAUCCAGUAAAAUCUUCCAUUCGUGGCUCCAUGAAAAGAUUGACGAGUUUCUUGUGACGCUAGAACAGGAUUUAGCUCGCGGAGUUGCUUCCUUAGAGACUUGUUUAGGUCAAUGCAUGUACUUUGGCCUCUCCCUAAGUCGCGUAGGAGCCGAUUUUCGUGGAUUAAUGGCUUCGAUAUUUAUUCGGACCAUCACCAAAAAAUUCACGGAUGCCGUUUUUCAUUGUACGAAGCAGUUUGAAGCGGAUAUUGAAGCUUAUACGUUGAUCAAUAAGCCGGCAGGAGCGAUGCGACGACGAAAAACAUCCACAGAAACGAUGGAAGGGAACCAACCGCCGGAAACUUUGCUCGAUUUUUAUCCACUUGGCAUUUACACGAAUGGACUGCUGACAAUUUUCAACGAUUUACGGGUUUGUUCGCCGAUCGCGAUUGCAGAUUCCGUCACGAAAACCAUGCAAGUGUCUCUCGAAACGGUGGCGAGGAAUAUUUUGAAUUUUUAUAAGCAGGAACAGCAGGCGUUUACUCCAACGGAACGCGAUCACUUUUUCAUGCUGAUUACGAGUUUUGCCUACGAUCUCGUGCCGUACAUCCAGAGGUGCAUUCACUUCAUUUUUCCGCCAAACGUGCUGGCAACGAAUUUGGGCAUCAAUGUGUUGCAGUUGCAAAAGGAAAGUCUCACUUAUUUGAGACAAAAACAAAUUUUGGAGCCGUUGCAGCAUUUGUUGCCGAAUAAGAUUGAUAUGUUGAGUAAUUUGACGGAGAAUUUGAGUGUUGAGGAUCCUGUAGAAGUUGUCAGUCAAUCCUAAAAAAAAAAUAAAAAGCAUUAAUUCUUAUUUUUUAGACAAAUGUGUUAGGCAAAAAUGUUUCAAAAAUUUUUAUAUUCGUUAUUUUGUAAAAAUUUUACUAUUUCAUAGUUUUAAAUUAAUCUAAAAAAAUAAAAAAAAACUGCAUUAAGUUAAAAAUUAAUUUUUUUUUUAUCAAAAUUUACCAAAAAUUUUAAAAUUUUGAAAAAAUAUUUUAUUAUAUUUUUCAUAUUUAUUUAACCGAUUGAAAGCU
Messenger RNA from Culicoides brevitarsis, 1981 nucleotides. It is a transcript of the gene Cog8, whose product is annotated as conserved oligomeric Golgi complex subunit 8. Gene Ontology annotation, biological process: intra-Golgi vesicle-mediated transport. The record is from RefSeq and is a predicted model, not a curated record. The transcript is spliced from 3 exons. Gene Ontology annotation, cellular component: COG complex. Bases 55 to 1731 code for a protein of 558 amino acids. NCBI's taxonomy places the organism in Eukaryota, Metazoa, Arthropoda, Insecta, Diptera, Ceratopogonidae.